This is a messenger RNA of Lathyrus sativus (Indian pea), 549 nucleotides long. The record is from the annotation of a GenBank genome assembly. Lineage: Eukaryota; Viridiplantae; Streptophyta; Magnoliopsida; Fabales; Fabaceae.
AUGGAAUUCCGAAGCAACAUGAUGUGGCUAAGCAUGUUCUUUGUUGUGGUGUCUCUUUGGGGUGUGACAGUGGCACAAACUGACUCAAGUUGCACCAAUGUGUUUAUAAGUCUUUCUCCAUGCCUUGACUACAUCACAGAACAAACUUCCUCUCCUUCCUCGGGUUGCUGCUCACAGCUUGCUUCUGUUAUGGGGUCACAGCCACAGUGUCUAUGCGAGGUUGUUAACGGUGGCGCUGCUUCGUCUAUUGCUGCUAGUUUUAACAUCAAUCAAACUCGCGCGUUGGCACUUCCAGCAACUUGUAAUGUCCAAACACCUGUCAACACUUGCACUGGUUCAACUUCUUCUUCUUCUCCUCCGACGGGUGUUUCUAUUUCCAACAUUCCGAAUUCUCCUUCAGGGAGUUUUGCAUCAACAACUGGAAGCAGUGAAAGUAUUCGUGGCUCAUCGUCGUCUUAUAGAACAUCAUCAAGUUCUGGAAAUUUUCAAUGUUCUUUGCUUGUUCUGGUUAUCUUUGCGAAGUUAACAUUCAUAUUCAUAACCACUUAG